AUGGCCGAGCCCCUCUCCAAUGGCGCCGUCUACCAGUCGGUUCCUGAGUCCUACGUGCUCCCGGAGCACAAGAGGCCCGGGAGAUCGCCGCCGUCUUCCGCAGCGGCGAUACCUGUAGUCGACCUCGGCGGCGAUGACCCCGACAGGAUGGCGGAGCAGAUCGUCGCCGCCGGGAGAGAGUUUGGUUUCUUCCAGGUGAUCAACCACGGCGUGCCGGAGGACGUGAUGGGCGCCAUGAUGAGGGCGGCGGAGGAGUUCUUCAAGCUCCCGACGGAGGAGAAGAUGGUGCACUACUCCACCGACAGCACGAAGCUGCCGCGGUUCCACACGAGCGUCGGCAAGGAGCAGGAGCAGCUCCUGUACUGGAGGGACUGCCUGAAAAUCGGCUGCUACCCGUUCGAGGAGUUCAGGCACCAGUGGCCCGAGAAGCCAGCCGGGCUCGCGGCGGCGCUGGAGCCGUACACGGCGGCGGUCAGGGGCGUGGCGCUGCGCGUGCUGCGGCUCGCCGCGUCGGGGAUGGGGCUCGCCGACGAGGCGCACUUCGAGGCCGGCGGGGAGCUCACCGCGGGGCCGGUGAUCAUGAACGUGAACCACUACGUGGCGUGCCCGGACCCGAGCCUCACGCUGGGCAUCGCGCCGCACUGCGACCCCAACGUCGUCACCGUCCUCAUGGACAACGGCGUCCGCGGCCUGUAG
Miscanthus lutarioriparius is the source of this 696-nucleotide messenger RNA. The record is from the annotation of a GenBank genome assembly. NCBI's taxonomy places the organism in Eukaryota, Viridiplantae, Streptophyta, Magnoliopsida, Poales, Poaceae.